Molecule: messenger RNA, 4545 nt
Organism: Trichoderma asperellum CBS 433.97
Lineage: Eukaryota; Fungi; Ascomycota; Sordariomycetes; Hypocreales; Hypocreaceae
Biological process (GO): mitochondrial tRNA threonylcarbamoyladenosine modification
Cellular component (GO): mitochondrion
Source: RefSeq, a predicted model, not a curated record
AUGACUACCCGAAGCCCAUCUCCUCUGGAAAGCGACAGUCUCUCUGUCAGCUCCAACGACGAGGUUUCCCCCAUCGAAGACGAUGUCCAGACAGGCCUGCAAGCCCCACCACCUACGCCAGCCUUGUUCCUCACGAAGGCGGCUAAACAUCCAAGCAUAAAGGUAUCCAUGAGACGUUCGACAGCUAGAACUAGCCGGCCGGUGUCAAGGAGGCCUCCUAAGCAGCGGAACGCAAAGCUUGGAAUAACGCUGAUCACGGAUAUGACCAAGCUGAGGCGGCAAAAUUACAUCUCUAAUCAAGCAAAGUCACCGGCAAGGCGUAACCCAAAGUUUGCCGAUGCAGCUGCUCUAAGAGCCUUGGAGGGAUCUCCAAACCCGCAGUCUGUUGGAAAUUGGAACUGGCUGAGGAGAGGGAACAACGGAGAUCAUGUGGUCGCAUCCCCUUCUCCUCUUCAAGCCGAUGAUACCCAAUCUCCCGAUGAACAGCUUUCACCGGAAGCCAGACCGAUAGUAAUCGGCAUUACUCUGCCUUCUGAUGAGGUUGAGAGUCGAGGGAUUGACCCCCUCACGGCGACGGUCAACAACAUUGACACUCCGAACGGCGAGAUGAGGAAUCCAUAUCCCUUUAACUUCCAGACAGCUCAUGACCGCGCAAACCCCCCUUCAGUUCCUACCCAACUCAAAUCAAUGUGGUCUCCAGAUACCCCCGAUACUGCUAGUUCGUUUAGCACAAUUAGAUAUCCGUCAAGCGUAUACUCGCAAGCAUCUAUGGCGGCUAUCAUUGCUCCUGGGUUGAGAGAUGACGAAGUUCCCCCUGUUCCUGCUCUUCCGGCCGGUUACAAACAGACCACUUCGCCGAUGCCACAGCGACUUAUUGGUGCGGAACAGCGUAAGAACAAGGAUGAGGAAGAUGAGUCUGGGACACCUUGCACGCUUUUCGAAGAGGAUGGAAUCACGCCCUUGAAAUCGCCCGCAAGUAAACUAUCUGCCCGCACUCCUGAUAGUGUGCGUGGUUGGUGGGAUCAUCAUUUAGUUACCCCAUUUUUAGACAUGAGAAUGUCUUUCGCGAGCUCUGAGCGACCGAUCGUGGUCCACAUAGAGAUCAACACUGGUGAGCAGCCGCAGAAGUUUGUGGUAGAUCGUGUUGGGUUGAGUUCUACGCCGACUAUAAAGAUUCCUACGCCACGACGGACGCCGUCACCUCAAGCAGAUGUCCUUAAGGUUGGCGUAGCUGCUGAACCUGCACGAGGUGCCUUUGGACACCAUGAAGCAGGUACGCGAGAGAUGAUGCAAGGCUUGGGAAUAACCAAUCUGAGGGCCGAUACUCCGCCUUCACCUUCAUCUAAGAAGCACGCUGGAGCUGCUGUCAAGUACCAGGCUGUCUUCCCGCCUGGUCAUCAUCUGCAUACUCAAGUUCCCCAGACAGAAGCACCUCAUAAUGUUGCGUCGGCGCCGGCACCAGUUGCACUAGUGAUGACAACUGUACCUGUAGCUUACACUACACACGACGCCCAUACUGCAGCACCUAUCGCAGCGUCGACAACAGCUACACCAACCACGUCGGUGGCAGCAGAGAGGGCAGCACCGGCUGUUUCGCGAGCAGCUGGAUUGAGAAAAGACUACAAAAUCGAGCGGAAGCGACUGCGACAUGAGAAGGAAGAAAAAAUGGCAAGACGAGCCGGUGGCCUUUGGAGGGGCCGAGGCUGUGUGCCAAAAAAAGGCUGCUUUGGCCGCCCUGGACCAGAGGGCCGCAAGAAGAGAAGAAUCUGGUGUUGUAUCAUCGGAUUCCUCUUGCUGCUUAUCAUAAUCUUGGCGAUUAUUCUGGGCAUCGUUCUUUCCAGGCAUCAUGGAUCGGGCAACCAAAGCUCUACUCCAGCUCCUGGAGAGACCCAAUCCCCUCCCUCAUCACCGCCAAAGCCUUCCCCGCUACCCUCGUCCAUAUGGGUCAAUCUCACGGAUUAUCCUGCCAUGCCCACCGGCGUGUUGACCUUUGUAGGUCCAAAUAACACUGUUGCCAAGAGCGACUGUACUGAACCGUCUACAUUAUGGAGCUGUUCCUUGCCCAAGGAUUCCCAAGCGUCUGUGUCGCCAUUCAAGCCCAACCAGCCAACUAUCAUUUUCCAGAUCCAAUGGGAUAACAGCACAGACAAGGCAUGGAACGUCCCAAACGGCGCCCCCCCUACUCCCAUUUCUAAGAGAGGAGGGAGCAACAGCAAAUCCACAAUAGAUGGAUUCAAUCCAGAGCCGAGCCCCCCAACUUUUGAUGAGAUGUGGUUCCUGGGCGAGACCACAGAUAAUAUUCAAUCGAGCCAAAAGGCUGGAGAACCAACCCCCUUUUUUAUAAGUAUUCUCGAGUCUCUAAAUGACACGGUUAAAUUGCCAUCUUUAAGCCGAAGGGCUACUGCCUCGGACAUUCUAAACAUUUCGGACAUUAUUUUCCCACCAGACUUGAAGGCAGACGGCACUCCAGCGCCCGCUGUAAUGCUUCCUAACCCGGUUCAGCAGCCGGUUCGGCUAUUCGACCGCGGCCUACCCACCGAGCAUUACGGAUUCUACACAUACUUUCAGCGAACCAUCUUCCUCAAGUCUGUCACCGCUCUCAAUAAAUCGAGUGAAGGAAACGUACCCGCAGAUGAAAACGGUGGCUGCAGCGAAAUUGAGGCCAACCAUCUCGUUACGUGGGCCGAGACCCGUAUGCUGGUGCAAAUUUGGACGCGGAAACUGAAUAGCACAGGUUCACUGCUGCCUUCGGAUGGCAGUGAGGGUAUUGACAACUCACCUCAGCUGGUCCAACCAGGAACAAUGCCAUAUCCCGUGACAGUGACGCUGGACACUCACGGCGGUGAUCCUGACCACAAAGUCGUGUGGGAGUGGCCCAUGGAUGAUCGUCAGAAGCUGAAUACAAAUGCUCCUGAAUUGCUUGGCAACAAUAUGGCCGCCGGAGGGACUUGGAUUAACCACCGUGGUAGCGGCAAUGCCACGUUUGGAGGCUUCGACGGAGGCACCGGAGGCUGCAAGUGCCAAUGGAUAAAGAAGCGCUCCCUAACCACUCUCGCAAUCGAGACAUCAUGCGACGACACAGCCGUGGCGGUGCUAUCCAAGUCUGCAGACGGGAAAACCGCGCUGCUGUUCAACGAGCGCAUCUCGUCGGACAACCGGGCCUUCAAGGGCAUCAACCCGAUGGUUACGGUGGAGGGCCACAACUCGACUCUGGCGCUGCUGGUGGAAAGGGCGUUGGAGAGUCUGCCUGAUGAUGAUGGUGGUGAUGGUGAUGGUGAGGAGAAGCUUGGCAUGGAACGAGGGACGAGAGUAACGACGACGGAUGGAGAGGAGAAGACGGAGAGCAAAUGGAGGAGAAGCAGCCGCAACGGCAAGAAGAAGAUGAAGAAGAUACCCGACUUUGUCUGCGCCACUCGCGGCCCGGGCAUCAUGCCGAAUCUCUCUGUCGGACUCAACGUUGCAAAGGGACUGGCUCUGGCGUGGCAGGUUCCCCUGGUGGGCGUCCAUCACAUGCAAGCGCAUGCCUUGACGCCGCGCCUCGUCCAUGCCCUGGAGAAUAGCAGCAGCAGCAGCAGCAGCAUCGCAUCUUCUUCAACUUCAACUUCAGCUUCAUCAUCAACACCGCCAAUGAGCCCAGCCUUCCCCUUCCUCUCGCUCCUCGUCUCCGGCGGCCACACCCAGCUCAUCCUCUCCUCCAGCCUCACCGCGCACCAAAUCCUCGCCACCACCGCCGACGUCGCCAUCGGCAACCUCCUCGACCAGACCGCCCGCGUCAUCCUGCCCCCUUCCAUCCUCCAGUCCAGCCCGGACGUCAGCUACGGCCGCGUGCUCGAGGCCUUUGCAUUCCCCCCCGGACAGCAGGACUCGCCCGCCGACUACGAGGCGUUUUUCAAGCCGGCGCUGUCGAGGCGCGACGAGAUUGACGGCGUGCCGUCGAGGGAGUAUGGGUGGGCGAUUGCGCUGCCGUAUCGCAACUCGCGGAAGCUGGCGUAUUCGUUUUCGAGCAUCCACACGCAGGUUCACGACAUUGUUGCCGCCAUAGAAGCCAGAUACGACGACGACAACGACGCUUCUUCUUCAUCAUCAUCACCAUCUUCUUCUCCCCCCCCUGACGUGGACAAAAUCUCUCUCGACCAACGCCGCGCCCUCGCCCGCCACACCCUCCGCGCCUCCUUCCAACACCUCGUCAGCCGCCUCAUCCUCGCGCUGCAGGACCACCCUUCCCUCCAGCAAUCUACUACUACCAUAAAGACGCUCGUCGUGGCCGGCGGCGUCGCCAGCAACCGCUUCCUCAUGCACGUCCUGCGCACGACCCUCGCCGCGAGGGGCUUCCCGGACAUGCACAUCGUCGCGCCACCGCCGGAGCUGUGCACCGACAACGCCGCCAUGAUUGCCUGGGCGGGCAUGGAGAUGUUCGAGGCCGGGUAUCGGUCUGAGCUGUCGGUGCGGCCGAUUGCGAGGUGGCCCAUGGAUCCGGCGGUUGGAGGUGGAAUGCUGGGGGUAGGGGGGUGGGUCAAGGUGGAAGAGGAAAAAGGAGGGGAUUGA